UUGGUAGUUUACAAUCUGUUUAUUUAUCAAGAUUUGUAUUUGACGAGCCAAUUCAAACUCUUAUAAAGAAACAACAAAUUUCAUUCACUUUAUAUUCAUACUGUCUCGAUAACGUUUGUUCUGACCCUUCUUUUAAACAUAAUUUUGAUCAAAUACCUUCCGUUGGAGAAAUAGUUGAAGGUAUAGGAAGUCAAUUUACAAAAAGAUUCAUAGAUCCAAGUAAAGUUGGAGAUACAAUUGGAGAUACAGUUGGAGAUACAGUUGGAGAUGGUGUUGAUAAAGCAAAAGAGUUUGGUAAAAAUGCAGGAGAUACAAUAGCAAAUGCUGCAGAAGAUGUCAUUAACAAAAUAAAUGAACUAUUACCAACAAUGCUGGAUAUCAUAGCAUUAUUGUUCCUUUCUACAUCCUUUGUUGCACUUUCUUUAACCUUUGAUAUGUUAUUAUUUGUAUGGGUGUUCGAAGCCGUUGCAUUAAUACCUGGUCUUGGUCAACAAAAAACUGGAUCUGGAAUUCAUUUGGCUGCUUGGAGCUUAUUUUUUUUAGCAGUAGCUACAAUAUUGAUGAUGAUUGGUGUGUGUAACAAAAUGUGUAUUAGUGGCAUUAUCAAAAAACUUGGGAGAAACAAAUUAUCACCAAAUGAUGAAAAAAAUCAAACAUUAACUAGUGAAGUAUAA
This is a messenger RNA of Entrophospora candida, 674 nucleotides long. The record is from the annotation of a GenBank genome assembly. NCBI's taxonomy places the organism in Eukaryota, Fungi, Glomeromycota, Glomeromycetes, Entrophosporales, Entrophosporaceae.